UGUAAUCUAGACAGAGAACCAGCUUAUUGUAGCGCAGGAGAUGUGCAUGUUAUACGAAACCUGAGCCAGUCUCCAGGGAUAGACAUAAAACAACACAAGGCACAUUCAAUUUCAACCUCUUAGGAGAAUCGGACAUGGCAGGCUGCUUACACAGUUCCCAAGAAUUACAUGAAGGCGGAGCGGUCAGUGAACACAAAUCCAGACAUCAAUCAUGGGCAAACACUAUACAAGACAUUUAAGCUACAAUAGAGGAAGUAGUGUCUAAAAUUCUUGCCAUAUACAUAAGAAAUCAGUCACAUUGCACAAUGUGGCAUGCAAGAUGCAUAAAACAUUAAUAUAACCACUAACUUAUUACAAAUCUUAAACUUAAACUAUAGUAAUGAAAUGACUGGCUUUCUGUCUACAAAGUAAAGUUCUCAUUAAGUCACUUACAAGCAAAAAUAUGCCAGAAACACAUUUAGUAACCAUCCAGCGCUAUAUUUGCUUUGGUUCUUUUUAUGAUAUUGCUGGUGGUGGUUUUCUUGUGUGUGUGUUGUGGGAUAUUUUGGCCAUGGGUGACAUUUAGGAAGUUUCAAAGUUGCACCAUUUUGUGAAAGCACGGAGCAUUAGAGUCACAGUCAUGUGGACCUCCUGUCUCAGGGAGUGUGAUCCACCAAAGCCUUGCUCUUAUAGAUUUUUAUGUUAUUGCUGUUUUUAAGACCACAAAAUGCUGCAUAGUGUAUCAGCAUACUCCGUAUAAUACAAAAAGAGCAGCUGGAAAGGAAGCACAUCCUGGAAUUACAUAAUUAAACCCUUCUAUGUAAACUAAUCUUUUUAAAAAGAGAGAAACACAACCACGUUUUCCUCUUUUUUACAUGAAAUGGGUGGAUUUGUUUCACUUUCACUUCUUCAAACACUUUGGCUUACCAUCAGAUUUUACCUGGAAAACAAAUAACAAUCAGUAAUAAUCAUUAAUAAGCCCAUGUUUAUAUGCAAACUGGACCAGUUGGAGAUUUGGGGUUUGCAGUUGUGAGCGACUGGUAACAAUAAAACUUAAGCCACAGCUUUUGGUUUAAUAAUCAGCGGCUGAAAAUGAAAAUGAAAACUCUUUAUCACGGGACUUCCACCUAUUUCAUUUCUGCAUUCCCCCCACAUCAAUGAAUUUCCAUUACUGGCCACCAUUACGAAAGAUGACAUAUUUCCAGAGUUAUGGCUCUCUGCUGCUUUUGUAAAGCUGAAAAGGGUCAACAAAAUGUCAAGAGAUUCAAGACUCUUUAUUGUCAUUAUGCACAUAAAUAAAUAAAUAAAUAAGAUAAAUACAGUGACAUAAAUAUAUAGAUAUGUAUUAAAAAGUAUAAAGUUUAAUUAGUAUAUGUGUGUGGAUAUGCACAUAUAUAUCUGCACACACACACACAUGCAUCUAUAAAUAUAUAACCCACGAUUGACACAAGAAUAAGCGUAUUGCAUGUUUGGACUGAACAUGAGACUAUGUUUAUGUAUAUGUAAUGCAUAAAUCUGAGGGCUGAUAAUAUGGGUCUGAGCAGUAGAUCAGUGCACUUGCACAAGUUAUUUACACUGUGAGUUAUAAAGUGUACAUAAGGGUGUGUCCAGAGGAGCAGGAGACUGAAUUGGACAGAAGAAAAUUGCAUAUGGAGGAUGUAUAUAGUUACUGUGGGAUCGAGUUUAGCAGUCUUGCAGCUUUAGGGGCAACAUUUUAUUUUAAGUCAUGUGACUGAAUCUUGUGUGACUACUAAAACACAGAUUUAAUAUGUUUUCAAUUUCAAAAUCAGCUUUCACAAGAUUUUGUUGUGUGCAGAUUGUGCAGACUUCCCAGUGCACUGGCAACCAGCAUAAAUGAAAAGAUUCAGUCAUUGUGAAAGUUCCCACUUCUCAUCCUAGUGGGUUUUUAGCCACUUUGGAAAUUUGGCAGUCCAGCCCUCAGACAGAGUAAUUACGUAUAAAAGCCAGCUAUGCUUGGAUGUUUAGUCACUCGAAGAGCUUGUCAAGACUGAACAAUGCUUCGCAAGGGUAUCACAGAGAGCUUUGGAGCUGCGAUCCAUGCCCUCAACACCUCACAGCUGACAGAUGGUGUGAUUAACAGGAGCAAAAGGAUGAUGCUGGACACCCUCGGUGUCGGACUAUUAGGAACUAGAACAGCUGUCUUCAAUAAGGCUCUGAAGUACAGUCAGUUGUUCACAUCGCAGGAAAGGAGCAGCGUUUGGGGUAAAUCGGACAUAAUCCUGCCUCCUCAUUACGCUGCAUUUGUUAAUGGCAUCGCAGUUCACUCCAUGGACUUUGAUGACACUUGGCACCCUGCGACUCAUCCCUCGGGCGCCGUCCUACCUGCACUGCUGGCCCUGGCAGAGACACUUCCCAGCCAGCCCUCUGGUUUAGAUCUCCUGCUAGCCUUCAAUGUUGGCAUUGAGGUUCAGGGCAGACUGAUGAGGUUCUCCAAAGAAGCCUACAACAUCCCUAAAAGAUUCCACCCUCCCACUGUUGUUGGAGUGAUGGGCAGCGCUGCAGCCUCGGCUAAGCUCCUCGGUCUGUCCCCUGAACAGUGCAGUCAUGCUCUUGCUAUAGCAGCCUCCUCUGCCGGGGCGCCUUUAGCCAACGCUGCCACACCGACCAAACCUCUCCACAUUGGAAACGCUGCUCGGAGAGGCCUAGAGGCCGCUCGGCUGGCCCAGAUAGGACUGAAGGGAAAUCCAGCCAUACUGGAUUUGGACAGUGGGCUUGGGGUUUACUACAAAGACUACAGUCCCUCUGCUAUGGCGGAUUCUGCUGUGAGAGCAUAUAAAUGGAUUCUGGAAGAUCAGGACGUGGCAUUCAAACGCAUCCCCGCUCACCUCGGGAUGCACUGGGUUGUCGAUGCAGCUCUGGCAGCCCGGGAAAAGCUCCAAAAAGCAGUCGGCAAAUUUGACCUCAGCCAGAUCCGGCAUGUCACACUUCGGGUGCCUCCAUCCAAGUACGUUAACUGCCCGUUACCUGCCACAGAGCACCAAGCCAGGCACUCGUUCCAGUUCAACGCCUGCACCGCACUGCUGGAUAACGAAGUGACCGUGGCGUCUUUCGGCGACGCUCAUAUCGGCCGGUCCGCUCUCAAGGAGCUCUUGGGCAAAGUCAGCUUGGAGACGCCGGAAGAUAACCUGCCCAGUUUUGACAAGAUGUACUGCGAGGUCGAGAUAGCGAUGCACCAGGGGCCGAGCUACAAAGCCAGAUGUGACACUUUCUACGGCCACUGGAGGAAGCCGCUGACUCUGAAGCACCUGGUGGAGAAGUUCAGUGUGAAUGCUUCGUCUGUGCUGUGCACAGAGGGAGUGGAGGGGGUCAUUGAUGUUAUAGGAAACAUUGAAAGGGUGGCAGAGUGCUCAAUAUUGGGUUCAUAUCUGACAAUGACAAGUAAUCAAGAGCGCCUUGACAGAAUGAGGAUUUUGUAAUUAAACACUCAUAUCUUUAUAUGAAGCUUUGUAAUCUUUUCAAGAAAGUAAGAAUUAAAUAAUAACCGUGUAAAUAUGUUAUACAUACUUUUUUCUCUUCUGUGGUCAAAAAUAAAGUGAACCUUUUUCCUUGUAUUCAUUUAUUUAUUUGUUUCUGAGAACAUUAUCCUCACCUGCAGCUGAUUCUCUAAAAUGUGACAGAUGUGGGACGAAGCCACGACAGCAGCAGUAAAACUGACACGCAAACUCAAAAAUUCAGCUCACGAGAAGCUCAGUUCUGCUACUCUAGAUUAUCUUUCAGUGCUUUUAAUCACUUCAACACCAUUCUGCAACCAGCCCAGCAGACAUCUACCGCACAGCUUGCACCAGUCUUUUCCUUGUUUCGACCUUCUAUUGAUUACGCUCAGGCGAGUUUCAGGACGCCCUGCACCAUCGAUCCGAUUCCGUCAAAUAUCUCGUGGAUCGGAGCGUUGCACAUGAAGGCACAGGUGGUGACCAGUUUGUUCUUUUCAUCCACGUGGCUCUCGCCGACGCUCUUGCUCACGUGCUUGCA
Molecule: messenger RNA, 3969 nt
Organism: Oreochromis niloticus (Nile tilapia)
Lineage: Eukaryota; Metazoa; Chordata; Actinopteri; Cichliformes; Cichlidae
Gene: acod1
Product: aconitate decarboxylase 1
Exons: 5
Coding region: 1995-3416 (473 amino acids)
Biological process (GO): defense response
Cellular component (GO): mitochondrion
Molecular function (GO): aconitate decarboxylase activity
Source: RefSeq, a predicted model, not a curated record